Messenger RNA from Bufo gargarizans (Asiatic toad), 2383 nucleotides. RefSeq names its product decaprenyl diphosphate synthase subunit 1 (gene PDSS1). The transcript has 11 exons. Gene Ontology annotation, biological process: ubiquinone biosynthetic process; isoprenoid biosynthetic process. The record is from RefSeq and is a predicted model, not a curated record. Gene Ontology annotation, molecular function: prenyltransferase activity. NCBI's taxonomy places the organism in Eukaryota, Metazoa, Chordata, Amphibia, Anura, Bufonidae. Gene Ontology annotation, cellular component: transferase complex; mitochondrion. Bases 93 to 1331 code for a protein of 412 amino acids.
CGACUUCCGUCUCGUAACGUCCGGUUCCGGGACAAGCGUCAGGGGGCGCGGAGGGCCGAGUGUCUGGUGUCUCAACCAAGUGAAGGUUGAGGAUGGGCUGGGGCUGGAGGCUGCCGUGCUGUGGACAUCAUGUGGCCGCCGCCCUGGCCGGGGUGCGAGGUGUGCACGCUGGCCUGCGAGGAGGCUGGAGCCGGGCGGCAGGCGGAGGGAGCGCGGCGGGGCAGGUACACUGCUCCCUUACGCAGCCAAUGUUUUUAAGAAGCUCACUGAGCACUCUCUUGUGCAGGCCACAGUCCAGGCUUCUCCAUUUAUCCCGGGUACCGUGCUGCUACAGUAAGACCAACAGCGAGGCCAAAUACAAGGAUCCAUUUAAACUUGGGAGCAGAGAUCUGAAGAAUCUCUAUGAGGAUAUCAAGAAGGAGCUGUUUAUGACGACGCAGGAGCUGAGGGAAAUGUGCGAAUAUUAUUUUGAUGGAAAAGGGAAAGCACUGAGGCCAAUGCUGGUGGUGUUAAUGGCACGAGCCUGCAACAUCCACCAUAACAAUUGCCGGGAAGUGCACCCCACCCAACGGUCUAUUGCAGUCAUUGCUGAAAUGAUCCACACGGCGAGUCUAGUACACGAUGAUGUUAUCGAUGGUUCUGAUUCACGGAGGGGAAAGAAGACGGUCAACCAGAUAUGGGGUGAAAGAAAGGCUGUCCUGGCAGGCGAUUACAUAUUGUCUGCAGCCUCUGUAGCCCUGGCACGAAUUGGAAAUGCCACAGUUAUCUCUGUGUUAUCUCAGGUCAUCGAAGACUUAGUACGUGGUGAAUUUCUUCAGUUGGGCUCCAAAGAAAAUGAAAAUGAACGAUUUGCUCACUACCUCGAGAAGACGUUUAAGAAGACGGCGAGUCUGAUAGCCAACAGCUGUAAAGCAGUGUCAAUCUUGGCCUCUCCUGAUCCUGCGGUCCAUGAGAUUGCAUACCAGUAUGGAAAGAACAUAGGCAUAGCCUUCCAGCUCAUCGAUGAUGUCUUAGAUUAUACAUCUUGUGCUGAUCAGUUGGGAAAACCAGCGGCUGCAGAUCUGAAAUUAGGAUUAGCCACCGGUCCAGUUUUAUUCGCUUGUCAAAAGUUCCCCGAGCUGAACGCUUUGAUAAUGAGGAGAUUCAGUUUACCGGGAGACGUUGAACAAGCAUGGCAGUAUGUCAGACAGAGUGAAGGUGUCCACCAAACCACCUACCUCGCCCAGCGCUACUGUAGCGAAGCAAUCCGAGAGAUCAGCAAACUGCAGCCGUCCCCCGAGAGAGACGCUCUCAUUCAGCUGACAGAAACGGUGCUAACAAGGGACAAGUGAUGGAGAACUGGAACUCCACCAGGCAGCUACCACCAAACAGUGCCUCAAGCCACACUUACCGAAACACAGCCGGUUUUGCUUCCUGUGCGGGCCACCAAAAAGACUUUUCGAGAAGAACCUGCGAGAUGUUUAUUACGCCUUUCACCGUGACAGUACUGUAUUUUUUUUUUUUAAGAUUUUGAUUUUAUCAGUGUAAAAGCCAUAUUAUGUCUAAAACAGGGGGGGCAAAAUCUAUUUGAAAGCAUAAAAUCUAUUCUGGAUCUCAAAGAAGUUAUAUUUUUAAUUGUAUUUUUUUAUCCUAGCGCUUAAUCAAAUAUUAAUAUUAUCAUUGAAACAGAAUGAAGUGGCAGAAAUGGCAGCGACUGGUUGGACGGCCUUGAGGUAUUAGAGACUGUGUAGGGCGAAAUAAUAUCCAAUAAUCCGGCACGUGGCGGCGGUAAUUAUCUUCUUAGUCAAAUUCUACAGCCCCCAUGUCUCAAUCAUUGUGCCAUUCAUCUAAAAUUGGAGAGCGGAUGUUUUGGCACUAAAGGAACACUGACCUUAGAAAUUCUCUCUGCAGAUCUCUCCAUCCUCCUAUGUUGUCUGGUGUUGAUAUGUAUUUCCCAGGAGGUCGGCUAUAUCCCCUCUCACUGUCCCGCGUCUUGCUGUAGAACAAUCCACCUCCGCCAUGGCUCUGUUUGCAGCACGCUUACCAAAGUUGCACGCCAAUUCUGGCAGAAAAGUUGCAAAUUUCAGAUCAAAAGGCAUUCUGCACAAAACUGGAGACUUUUGACAGUUCUCCGCCAUUCUCUCUCUAGAGAAGUCGACGGAGCUGAACAGAGGAGGGACACAUUUACAAUCAUUUGGUGUCAAUUAUAGCCGAAAGCUAGGAACCGGCAUAGAUUGCAGCAUGUGGCACAUGGGCAGUACAAGAUGCGGUACAUUUGUUAAAAGGUGUGCACCUCUUAAAGGGGUUAUCUGAGACUAAUAAAUGUCCCCCAUAUGCUUAGGCCCCUCACACUGAAUGUACUUACCUGGCUCCCUGCACCGCUGCUGCUUCUCCCCGUGCUCGG